AGGAAGUGCCGGCGGGGAGGGCAGGGAGGCGGGCAGGCCCCGCGCGGGGGAACUUCCCCUCCCCGCGGCCGGGAGCUGCGCCUCGCGCCCCCGCCGCCCCGCCCGGGCCGGGGCCGCGCCGCCGGGCAGAGGUGAUGGGAGCAUGAGUGGAAAUGAGGGGGAGCUCCAGAGAGAUGGACCAGAGACAGCGGAACCCUGCAGGGCCAUUUCGGACUUUUUCAUGAGGGAAGCUUCUCCUCCAGGCUGCGACCAGGAGCUGUCUUGUCCGAGGCCAGACCUUCUCUCUCCAGAGACUGGGGCGGAGAAGACUUCUCGCUGUGGCUUUCGGAAGCGGAAGGAGACAGUGGUGCAUCAGCGAGCAUUCAUGGGAGAGAAGCCUUACAUCUGCAUUGAGUGCGGGCAGAGCUUCAACCGCAGCUCUGACCUGAUCCGCCACCAGAGGAUCCACACUGGGGAGAAGCCCUACAUGUGUGCUGACUGUGGCAAGAGCUUCAGCCGCCGCUCCCACCUCAUCCAGCACCAGCGCGUCCACACGGGUGAGCGACCGUACCAAUGCAAGGACUGCGGGAAGAGCUUCAGCCAGAGCACCCACCUGGUGCAGCACCAGCGCAACCACACUGGAGAGAGGCCCUAUGUCUGUGCCAAGUGUGGGAGGAACUUCUACCAGAACUCAGGCCUGCUCCGCCACGCCAACUUUCACACAGGCGAGAAGCCCUACAAGUGCCCCCAGUGCGGGAAGCGCUUCAGCGACAGCUCCAACCUCAUUGCCCACCAGCGGCUCCAUACAGGCGAGAAGCCCUACAAGUGUGCUGACUGCAACAAGUGCUUCAGUGAGAGCUCUAAGCUGGUCAUCCACCGGCGUGUCCACACAGGUGAGAAGCCGUACUUGUGCCCUGACUGUGGGAAGAGUUUCAGCCAGCGCUCGCACCUUGUCCAGCACCGUCGCACCCACACUGGGGAGAAGCCAUACAAGUGUGCCGAGUGUGGGACCUGCUUCAGUGACAACUCUACCCUCAUCCGUCACCGUCGUACCCACACUGGGGAGAAACCUUUCAAGUGCUCCCACUGUGGGAAGUGCUUCAGUCGCAACUCCUACUUAGUCUCACACCAGCGGGUACAUGUGUGGCCUGGGGGUGCUCUAGGAUGAAGCUCUUGAUCCAGGCCUGUCCAAAAUGUGCCUAAGGGAUGAGAGGGUAUGACUGCACGAGGGUGCCUGGAUUGUAGGCAGCUGGCCAGAAUAAUACCUUUGGCCUGUGUUGCCAUUUUCAGUACCUCCUUCUCCCAGCACACCUCAUGCAUUGACAGAAAAUGAGCAGUACUUGCAGUGGGUGGUUCUGUCAUCCUGUCGUCCUCUUUUCCCAGUAUUGGAAUCAGAUGCCAUCUGCCAAGCAGCCAAGGUCCAGAGGUUUCCUCUCACCUCUCUGUGAGAGGUGUCUGCCUGGGAGCCUGUGGAGAAAAUAUGCAGUAUCAGGUCACGUGAUGAUAAGCUGCUUGGUCAUGCACUAUGUGCAUGUGUGGUUCUGUCAGAGGAAAUACCAUGGGAGAUGGGGUCCUUAAGUCGCUUUGUUCUGCUCAUAGCUGAAAUAUUCUGACCUAUGUAAUACUGCACAGGUCUGUGGAAGCUCAUCAUGCUUGUGGUCUAAUCCAGGUCUGUGUCUCGUACAGCAGUCAAGAAGUUCAAAGCUAAGCAAGUCCUGCUGAGAAGCUGGAGACUCUACAUCAUGCAUAUAGAGUAUGCAGGCCAACAUGAAGCACAGGCAAAGACCAUUGGAAUCUGCUUGGAAAAGGAACAUAUAGGAACCAGAGGAGGAAAGCGCGCCUGCAAAGGUUUUCUGCAAAUGCUGCUUGGAUGAUAGGAACAAGGAAGCUGCGGGAUAGGGAUAUGGCCUGUUCUGGAAUCUCAGAACUGGUGGGUAACUGGUAUAGAGAACUCAUACCUGAAGGCUUAAAAAAAAGUCAGGAUUAUACUUGCUGCUACUAAGACCAUGGUACGCAACUUGACAGGGUAUAUGGAGGUCACCUGUGAGUUUGUACUGGUAGCCUCCUCGUUCUGCAGAAUUCAGAUUCACAGAUAUGGUUCAAGUGGGCUGGCGUAAGCUGUGUUGCAAAAUGGGACAGAACGACAGCAUCCUGGGACUGACUUGAUUCCAUACCAGUAUUCCUCAAGUCCUAUUUUGACUAGUGUGUGUGCAUGUGUGUAACAUCUAUAUGUAUGUAUUCACAUAUGUAUGAACCAGCUUUUAUACUAAGUGUGUCUUCACACUCACAUGUGAGUGAUCAUGUGUGCACAUGCCAUCACAGUGGUCAAAAUGGUCAGUGGUGUGACACUACACCAUAUCAGUACUUCUCAAAAUGCUAAACAUAACUGUAUAAACAAUUGAUAGCAUUUUUAAGUAAGAAGCUGGGAGAAACAGGUUUUGUACCAAAACAUCUGAAUUUUUAUAUCCAGACAUUCAGUUUUACACUGAUUACUUUAUGUGUGUUAAAGACCUAGGACUGAGUUGUUUUAUUUAUAUAUAUAUAUAUAUGUAUAUAUAUAAAUGUGUGGCCCCUAUGGUUGCUAAGAAUGACUUCAAAAUGUCACUCAGCAUAGUGCUCUCCCCCUCAUUUUACACAGGUACGUAUCAGUGGCAGCUGUAGGAUGUACCCCCCUCAUGGUUUUAACUACGAGGAAUUGCAGUGCAACACUUUACAUGGUUUGUAUUUAUGACUGUUUUGCCGCUUAUCAUUUUAGUGAUUAAACCAACUGGCGUGCUUAUCCAGCACUGCUGGAGCUUAGAAAAAAGUUCUGGUUUUGCAGUGUACCUUACUGAUCCUGUAACUGGUUCCAUGGCUUCAGUGAGUCUCUGGAAAAAGGCAUGCAGACUGAAGCCAGUGAAAGGACUGAAACUAUGGUGAAGAAGAGAUGAAGGAAAUAAAGAUGCCAAGAAGAUCCAUGGAUUUGAGCAGCUGCUGGCCAGGGAUGCUUGUGAAUGGCUUGCUCUACCAAACUGGCUACUUGGAGGGAUUGCAGGGACCCUUUCUGCAAGCCCCAAGGCACUUCUGGUACUAAGCUGCUGAUAAAAUGUUAUUUACAUAUAAUUUAAUAACAAGGAGCUGCAGAGGCAGCACAAAAUUGUUUGCAGCUCCUAGAGGAACAAGGCACCUUUAUGUGCAGCUGCUCAGGGAAAUAGAAGGUUUCAGAAAUUAGAUGGGCUUUGUUUACACGGGAACCAAAGCCGUCAUUUGCAAAUGCACAUUUUUACUUGUAGCUUUGUGUUUGUUUGGGAGUUUUGUGUGUGGUUUUGUUUGUUUGUUUGCUCUUUUUUGUUAACAGCUUCAAACCAAUUACUUCUUGAAUUCAGUAUCACUUCUGGCAAGUGGUUUGGAAAUACAGCUAAUGAUCAUCUAGUUGGUUCCAGAAGCAUCAAGAUUUUCAUUUGCUAGCAGACCUUCAGAAGGAAUACUAUAGGUCUUGGCUGAUAGGCUCAUUUUUAACUGAAUUCAAAGGUUAUGCUACAGUCCAGCUGUAGAACUGAUCAAUUUAUGUGUGUCUGUCCUAUUCCAGUUGAAGUGUCCUAGAGGAAAUAUACAGCAUUAAAACUGUUUGGCUGAGAAGCCCUGUUUGCCAGGGAAAGGCAUCUUGUGGAUGCAGCUUUUCCUUUGGCAAUCUGAACUGAGUUGUUGUGGCAGAUCAAUGAAAUCAAACGCAGGUCCGCACGUAGUUGAGCUCAACUCAAAACCCUCACAUUGCGGUUCUGGUUUGAGAAGCCAACGGCCUCCAAAUAUGCCUUCACAAUAUUCCUCAGAGUAUUUCUUUCUCUAUCUACAUGCUUUGUGUUCUGUGCUCUAUAAAUUAAAAGGAUUGACAUGCAUCUAUUUCUAAGAUCUUUACGAAUGUAUUGAAAACUGUAGUCAAAUCAGAGUGGCUUUAGGGUUCACAGCACACUGCCAGUGCAGUAGUUGUAGCAGCUGGAAUUGGAUUGCUCACUAGUGUAAGCACAUUUCUGGAGUUCCUUUCCACAGCCACUGUCAGUUUUCCCUGCUGAGUGUCAUUUGGUUGAAAUAAUUCACUUUCCCUAGCCUGUCUGCCCUUUACUGUUUGUGAUCGUCCAGCUGGAUAGAAGAAUCUGGGCACCACCCUUCCUUUGCCGUUGCAGAAGUUACAGGGCAUGUUCCCUUUCUUCCAGGGAUUUAAUAAUUCUGUGGGCAGCACAAACUCAAGAGCCAAAUUCAGAAGACAGAGGUAUAGGCAUGAGCAGAAAGCCAGGAACUAGAAGGUUUACUUUCACGGCAGCUAGCUCACUGGCCUCUCUACCAGCCAUUUACUCCCUCAGGAUCAUCGUGGGAGUCUGCUGGAAAAAGCAAAAGCUAAUCAGCUACUAUCAUUUCCAACAGACCAUCCGAGGCGCACUCCAUUCCAGAGCUGUGGUCACCAGCUGGUGCCCAGAUCCUCCUACCAGCUGAGGAAGCUCUGUAGAAUACGGUAAAUUCCGGUUGUGCUUAUGGUGCUUAGAUACUACAGUGAGACUAUGGCACUUUAGAAAUACCUAAGAUAGACAAAUGGAUGAAUGACGUGUCUGAAAUAAAAUUUCUCACCCUAGGGUACUUUUUUAUCCCAUCUUUUUUUCCUUGUUUCUCCCCAGAGUGACCUUUUUGGCUCCUUUUUGGCUCAGGUUUGAAAAUAUGUGUGUCAUCCUUUGCAGAGGAUGAUUGUUACUUAGCACAGCUGCUGUGCAAUGCAAAUAAGAACUAGGAGGUGAGGUAUUCUUAGUCUUCAGUUUCGUCUAACAUUUCUGCAUGAAUCUGAAAAAGCCAGAAGGUGGCACGUGGUGUUUACUGUUCCUUUAUGAGAGAAAGUGGCAGAACCUCAUUUUGCAGUGACAUACCAUCCUGCUGGUUGAUGAACCUGGUUCUACCAGAGCUGCAGUUGCUCUAAGGAGAUUAUCUCCACAGUUCUGUCACCUAGGUUGUAUGUGAUCCAGUUUUCUGGUCCCCUGCUGACAAAGUAUAUGCAAUAGUGAUAACUGAAAUACAACUUCUUUUACAUCCCUUUCUUCAUUGUUUAUGACUGGGAAAACAAUUUUUUUUUCAUCUUGGACAAGAGCUGUGUUUUAUGUGUUUAAUAAAUUUUUAACAGUAUUUAAUAUGUAAUCGCUAGAGCAAUUUUUGAGAUACAGCAAACAAACAAAACUGCCCUUGUAUGCACAAUAAACUAUUCUUUCUGGCCCUGUUA
Molecule: messenger RNA, 5215 nt
Organism: Columba livia (rock pigeon)
Lineage: Eukaryota; Metazoa; Chordata; Aves; Columbiformes; Columbidae
Product: zinc finger protein 239-like
Exons: 2
Coding region: 143-1147 (334 amino acids)
Source: RefSeq, a predicted model, not a curated record